AUGUUUGCUUUUAAAAGAACGUUUGGGAAAGUCUCUAAUUUACGUUACCAAGCUGUUCGAUUAGGAAAAAGAAGGGCAAGCGGCCACAGUGACCACGGCCACCAUGAACCAGAGUGGAAUGAGCCAAGUGGUCAUUUAUUUGGUGAAAAGCCAUUACCACCAGGUCAAAAACGCGUUAAAGAAGAUUGGGAAAAUGUUUGGGUGUAUGGCAUGGGUGGUUGUUUUUUACUGGCAACCAUUAUCGCUAUUUAUAAACCAGAUACUAGUGUACAAUCUUGGGCAUUAAUAGAAGCUCAAAAAAGAUUAGAUGAACGUAAAGUAUUAGAAUAUCCCCAUACUGAAAGGAAAUUCGAGUCUGUUGUGGCGAAAAAUAACCGUCAUAAUGGAGGUCAAAUGACAGGUCUAUAUUUAUCUCGGAUGCGUGACGUUUUAAAUUUAUGA
Molecule: messenger RNA, 441 nt
Organism: Dentiscutata erythropus
Lineage: Eukaryota; Fungi; Glomeromycota; Glomeromycetes; Diversisporales; Gigasporaceae
Source: the annotation of a GenBank genome assembly